AUGAUCCAGUUACUCGCGGCGAAUCGGGGCCUCCCCUCGAGAGGAUUGCGCGAAAUCGGGGCCCAUCCGUGUCCAAACGACACAAAAGUCGCGCUCCGCCGUCUGAAGCGCGUAACGGAAGCGGAACCGACAUUUGCAUCGGCCUGGAAUCGUGCCACUAGGCCUGACAGAGGGAAGGGUAUUAUCACAUUUUUGACAGAUCGAAUGUCUUUACUUGCCGAUUCCGGAACUGACGGGGUAUUUACCCGUUUCAGGAUAAUGCAAAGGCGCGAUACGUACACAAGUCGGUCGAAAUGGCGGAUUAUUCCGUACAUGGGAAAGGCAAACAGCUUGGCCAGCCGAGCGUGUAAUAAUGGACUGUGUGCGGAAAAUGGCACCGUGUAA
This is a messenger RNA of Eufriesea mexicana, 384 nucleotides long. RefSeq lists its product as uncharacterized. NCBI's taxonomy places the organism in Eukaryota, Metazoa, Arthropoda, Insecta, Hymenoptera, Apidae. The record is from RefSeq and is a predicted model, not a curated record.